GAAAAACCAAAGCCAUUGGCUUAUUAACAUCACUGAUAGCCCGCACAGGAGACGAACGCAAUGAAUAAGAAUCUCACAAACUUAUGGAACUUAUCGAAAGCACAAGCUCAAUCGGCACCAGAGUCUUCCAAUGUACCGGAGGCAGUACAGGAGAAUGAGAAUGUAGACACAGCAGCUUCGGCAACCACGGUAGACCAGGAAGUCAAAGUGAAAAAAAGAAGCAAGUCGUCGCUUAGCGGAUCCUCUAAGCGAGUUCGAACUGAGAGCAAAUCAUCUGGACCUCCUCCGCCACCUUCGAAGCGACUAUCGGAUUUGGGAGGAAUUGAGACAUGUAUUGAAGAAGUCAUGGAGCUGAUUGCCAUGCCUUUGGCGCAUCCCGAAGUCUAUAUUCAUACUGGUGUCCAACCACCUCGUGGUAUUUUACUUCAUGGACCUCCGGGAUGCGGUAAGACCAUGUUAGCUCAUGCAAUUGCUGGAGAAAUGGGUGUUCCAUUCUAUAAUAUAUCUGCUCCCUCAAUCGUCUCCGGAAUGUCCGGUGAAUCCGAAAAGAAAAUAAGAGAUGUAUUUGAAGAGGCAAAGGAUAAUGCUCCAUGCCUUUUGUUCAUUGAUGAAAUUGACGCUAUUACACCAAAGCGAGAAACCGCCCAGCGAGAAAUGGAAAGAAGAAUUGUGGCUCAAUUGUUAACUUGCAUGGAUGAUUUAUCAUGGGACAAGACAGGUAAUAAACCUGUCAUGAUCAUCGGAGCAACUAACCGGCCCGAUUCGCUGGAUCCUGCAUUGCGAAGGGCUGGAAGAUUCGACAAGGAAAUCAGUUUAGGUGUUCCUGAUGAGAGAGCCAGAGAAAAGAUUCUAUCAGUGCUAUCUGAGAAAUUACGUCUCGAAGGCGAAUUUGAUUUUGCAGCUUUAGCAAAAGCGACCCCGGGUUACGUUGGUGCUGACUUGCAAGCUCUGAUUACUGCUGCUGGUAUCAUUGCUGUGAAGCGUAUAUUCAAACAUCUUCAAACUAUUCCUGUUGUGGUACCUAAGCUUAUCUCAGAAACUGAAAGCACAGAACCAGCAACCGAAAAUAUGGAUGUGGACUCAACCAUUGAUCAAGCUGAAGUCGUGGAAGAAACGAGCAAAAUUCCAGUGCAAACCACUUCAGUGGAAGAGUUCGAGUCACAAACUCCCUUAGAACAGCUUAGAAACAUAUCAGAGUUCAUCAAGUCACACAAAACGCCAUUGACACCAGAGCAAUUGGAAUCGCUGGCCAUAACCAACGACGACUUCAACCUCGCUUUGCUUAAAGUACAGCCUUCUUCUAAGCGUGAAGGUUUUGCCACCGUUCCCGAUGUCAACUGGGAUGAUAUUGGAGCUCUCGGGUUUGUUCGUGAUGAACUUCGUAUGGCAGUUGUUGAACCCAUCAACCACCCGGAAUUCUUUGAGCGAGUAGGAAUUACAGCACCAGCUGGCGUUCUUUUAUGGGGACCUCCUGGAUGUGGUAAGACUUUGCUGGCCAAAGCUGUUGCCAACGAGAGCAACACAAACUUUAUUUCAGUAAAAGGGCCAGAGUUACUUAACAAGUACGUUGGAGAAAGUGAGAGAGGCGUUCGACAAGUCUUUGCGCGUGCUCGUGCCUCGGCUCCUUGUGUUAUCUUCUUUGAUGAAUUGGAUGCCUUGUGCUCUAGACGUGACGAUCAGCAAUCGGAUGCUUCUGCACGAGUUGUAAAUACCCUACUUACGGAGCUGGAUGGUGCUGAAAACCGUAGUCAAGUCUACGUAAUUGCUGCCACUAAUCGUCCAGAUAUGAUCGAUCCCGCCAUGUUGCGUCCAGGGCGUCUUGACAAGCUACUUUACGUUGAAUUACCAACCGCUGGUGAACGCCACGAUAUCCUCAAGAAGCUCACCAAGAAAUCGCCAUUGAUAGAAGGGCUUUCACUGGCUGCACUUGCCAAUGAUCACAGAUGUGAAGGCUUCAGCGGUGCCGAUUUGGCAUCUCUGGUCAGAGAAGCAGCUGUUGCCGCAUUGCGCAAGACCUUCUAUCUCCACAGCACCACUCUUUCAGAGGAACAUAAAAACUCUCAAAUAGAGAUCUUCAUCACUUUGGAAGACUUCAAUACCGCAUUCGAAAAAGUGUCGCCAAGUGUAUCUAAACAAGAUAAACGGCACUAUGACGCUCUGCGUGUCAAGCUUGGUUGUCCCAUGCCCACAGCAGCACAACAAGCCAAGUCAGCGGUCGCUUCUGACUAGAAAGAGGUGCAUACAUUUUUUCCUCAAACACCAUAUUGCACUCAUUUUACAUUUGUUGUAUAGAGAUAUUUUUUUUCCAAGUUGCUCAUC
Messenger RNA from Umbelopsis ramanniana AG, 2319 nucleotides. RefSeq lists its product as uncharacterized. The transcript has 8 exons. The record is from RefSeq and is a predicted model, not a curated record. Gene Ontology annotation, biological process: ribosome biogenesis. NCBI's taxonomy places the organism in Eukaryota, Fungi, Mucoromycota, Umbelopsidomycetes, Umbelopsidales, Umbelopsidaceae. Gene Ontology annotation, molecular function: ATP hydrolysis activity; preribosome binding; RNA binding. The coding region runs from base 61 to 2229 and encodes 722 amino acids. Gene Ontology annotation, cellular component: nucleus.